This is a messenger RNA of Pestalotiopsis fici W106-1, 1281 nucleotides long. RefSeq lists its product as uncharacterized. The record is from RefSeq and is a predicted model, not a curated record. Lineage: Eukaryota; Fungi; Ascomycota; Sordariomycetes; Amphisphaeriales; Sporocadaceae. The transcript has 3 exons. Bases 1 to 1281 code for a protein of 426 amino acids.
AUGAAGUUGUCUGUCUGUUUCCCGCUUCUUUGGCCUUGCUUGGUUCUCGGCAUGGGUAUUCGACAAGUCUCGAAUGACAGACCGGUACUUGAAGCUAUCAAUGGCAAGAAAGCUCGGUCGCCACAACUUACACCAGACCCCGAGAUCACUCUUACAUAUGAUAACAAUGGUGAAACAUAUGCUACCGCGAGUCUUGUCAUGAACCAGCCGGCCGUGGUCCUUGGAGACGUCGAAGGUAUCUCCAGCGUCCAUUGCGAUGGUGCUGGAAUCCACAUAACGUUUGAUUCUCCGGGCACGUUCAACUAUGGCAGAUCUUGGGCAGAACACUCGUCUGUGAUCUUAAUCACAAACCAUCAUGGCAAUUGUGAUGCCAAUGGCGAGCCGGGGUUUUAUGUCACAAGCAAUAUUGAGCAGAACGAGGUCACGCGAGUACUCACUGCCAGUGUCGACAAGAAGAAGCUUGUCGAUGUGGCAUCCUCAAUCCAGGCUUCAUUCUCAGGGCACCAACUUGACCAGCAGGCCAACAUGUCCUUCUCGAAUCCAAGCAUAUGGGACAUUAGCUACAUGAACGCCGCCGGCCAAGUCUUCUCAGACAAUCCUUCACUGAUCGGCCUGACCGAGCAAGGCUACUUUUACACCUCGCUCUCCUACUCUGGAUACUUAGACUACGAGCUAGGCUCCGCGACAGGACCACGGUCGCUCUACCUAGAUGUCGCCCUCACGUCCAACCAUGGCCUUCCAUUGGUGCUCAACGCCACUAUGCCGUACAAGGGCCGCGCCUCGGUGCAGGUGGGAUACCUUGAGGCCGGCGCCUGGGGCAUCCCGGGCAUCCUGGAUGUGCGGCCUGCUCUGACUUAUGAGGCCGGCGCCGAGGUCGACGCCCCCGCGGCCAUGGUGGCUCAGACGAAUCUGACAACGGUUUUGAGUGAUGGCCGGGCUAGAAUCGACCUUGUAACGCCAGACCAGACCGCCAGUAGUGGUAUGUGGGACGGAAACUAUGGAUCGGGCGUGACUAUCGAGCCGUCAGGCCCCGUACGCGUUGCGCCGUUUCUGUCCCUUACGGCCGCGUUCGCCGUCAACGUGACGGGUCUUGGAGAGCAUUUUUACCAGGCCAUCCGUGGCUCCUCCCGCAGCGCUUACGAUUUUCAGCUCGUCGGGGGAGGUGCCGGGGACGUGUGCAGCCGGAGUUCCUACGGCUACACCAUUGAGGCGUACAACUUGGACGGCUGGCACCGAACGCUGCUUGAUCGCCAGGACCCUUAUACUAAUGGCUGCCUAUAA